Molecule: messenger RNA, 2984 nt
Organism: Spirometra erinaceieuropaei
Lineage: Eukaryota; Metazoa; Platyhelminthes; Cestoda; Diphyllobothriidea; Diphyllobothriidae
Source: the annotation of a GenBank genome assembly
AUGCGUUCCCACUCGGAUAAACUAAACCCUCUGGAGAUCCGCCACCUGCACUACAUUUCCCAAUUCACCACCGACAUCCGCCACAUUGAUAGCUCGAGGAAUGAGGUGGCUGACGCACUGUCCAGGCCCUCUAUCGCUCACCUUCAGCUUUCAUCUGGGAUCGACCUCAAUGAGAUGGCCGCUAAACAACGCCGUGUCGGUUCACCCAGUGAUGAGGAUGUUUCCGGGCUCCAACUACCACUCCUCGGUGUGCCCUCCCUAGAAUUUCUCGGUCAUCUGUUCGACUCCCACGGCAUUAGGCCUCUUCCCUCAAAGGUUGUCGCCAUUCGGGUCUUUCCACUCCAUACCUCGAAGCGUCAGUUGCAACGAUUGCUUGGUAUGGUGAACUUUUAUCGCCGGUUUCUCGCGAACUGUGCCGAUACCAUCCUACCUCUGACUAGUCGCCUCCACUAUCACGACUGACCUCGGUGCCCAAUUUGAAUCUCACCUCCUUUUCUCCCUUUUUAAGGCUAUACGCGUAUUCGCACUACAGCAUAUUAUCCGGCAGCCAAUGGGAUGGUCGAGCGGUUUCACCGUCAGCUGAAGACCGCCCUACGCGUCGCAGACAAUCCGGAGGGGAACUGGACAGACGACCUCCCCCUAGUCAUGUUGGGCAUGCGUUCCCCCCUCCAGUCGGACCUUGACUGUUCUGCUGCUGCUGAAAUCGUGUUCGGGGCCACCGUCCGACUUCCCGGUCAGAUAAUCUCGCCAACCCCGCGAGUUGCUGUUGAGGAUCCUACCAACCUCCUGCAUCGCCUCCGGCGAAUCCUCCGGACACUUUCCCCGCUUCCAUCCAGGUUAUCCGUCUCCGAGUCUCACUUCGAGAAAGACUUGACAACAUGCUCUCACGUCUAUCUCCGAUGUGAUCGAGUCCGCCGACCACUGGAACCACCCCACGACUGUCCCAUCCGAGUUAUCUCUCGUAGGACGUAGAACUUCCGCAUCCAACGUGGAACUGGCGAGGAGGUCGUGAGCGUGGACCGUCUCAAAGCUGCCGUCCAGGACACUCCUCCGGAUGAGCCCUGUGGUCCCCUACCCCCUGCUCCACCUUCCAGACCCUCUAUCCCUCCGUCCCGUAUACUUCCUCUGCCCUCAUAUCCACAACCCCCAACUGCAUCUACCCCUUCAUCAACCAACAACACUGUAUCUUGAAGAAGGAGACACGAUCGCCGGGACAAGAGCUUUACUAAUCUGACGUUUCGGAUUCCCACUCGAAUCCAUCAUCAGAGACAAAAAACAGAAACGUGUGGUUGUUGCACAAGGGGCUGCGGUAUUUAUAGGAUGCAGUAGCCAUGCUACCGCAUACCUAUGAACAUUCACGGCUCCUCCCUUCAUCCGGGAUCAUCGCACUUAGUGUGAUCAUGUCUUGAUGGCCGACAUUCUAGUCGAUAAUUGCUGCAAAUUCAUCACGUGCGUUUGAUGUUGGCGUGAUGAUUGCUCGACCAUCUGAUGCACCGACCCCGGUGUUGGGAAAAGUGUUCACCUCUGCGCUCCCCGCAUGGCUUUUUACACCGCCUAGGCGACGUUUUAGCACGGAGUAUGGAGUCGGAAUAUCGUUGCACUUGUUGAUGGACUGGAGGCCAGUAAACCAUGAUUCUAGUAGCUCCCGGCUCACGCGGUUGUCACCUCUUGCGAGAAAUUUGGCCUCAUCGAAUUUGAAUGUGUGGCCGGAUCUCGUCGAAUGAGCCGCAACUUGAGAGCUGGCGUCAUUUCUGCUCACCGCUGCCGCGUGUUCGGCCAUUCUCGUUCGGAGCUGUCUUCUAUAAAUACCGCAGCCCCUUGUGCAACAACCACCAGUUACUGCUUUUGUGUCUCUGAUGAUGGAUGCGAGUAGGAAUCCCAAAACUUCAGGCUAAUAAAGUUAUUGUCCAGGCGAUCGUGUCUCCUUCUUCAAGACUGCUUCCUGUGACUCGUCUCUUCGCUUCUAUUAACACUGCAUCCGCGAGCUAUACUCACUCUACCCCUGUGCCCCCUGUAUAUAUCACCCGUAGUGGACCGCAGGUUCAUUUUCCUGACCGUUUGGUUACUCAUGUUUUAUAGACAUCAACAGUUCCUUCAGCGUCACUACUCGCCACCUUCGGUCCAACCGGGGGAUACUGUGGCAGUUCGCGUCUUCUUGCCCUCCGCCUUUACCACGCUGCUUUACUGUCCGCCUCACGCCCCUCGUCGAUACGCCGUUGGGAGGUGCGGGGCUAGUCAAUUACCCCGCCAGUGAUCCAGUCCAAUCAGCGCUGUCCCAGCUCUGAUUGGCUGGCGGACGCGGAGACAACGGAGGGCUCAUAUAGGCGCUGGGACACAACACCUCGACGGCGCACUCAGACAACAACCUGCAUGGAGUGUGUGCUCGCGGGGACUGCCUACAGAGCCUUCUGUACGCGCUUUCCAAUCAGUAAAGGUUGUCCGACUCAAACUGUCUUCUCUGACUUUUAAUUGGGAAUCUUUAUCUUGUCGACCACACUACUUUCGACAGGGACCUCACGUUACUUGCUUGGGAACCAUUCAAUGACCGAAUGGAAAACGUGCGACUGAUGGACCACUUUACGAAAAUCUCCAUUGUCUCUGAGUACGCACUUAAUUCAGCUGUCGAACUGUGCGAUAACGAGGAGUUUCAGUCUCAGUUGCAAGCGUUAGUUGAAAGACUCCUUCUCCGCGAUCUGCUGAUUGUUGCCGGGGAUUGGAAUGAUCGAAAUGGACCUGAGGACUUCCCUAACAGUUAUCUUAUUGGCCGCUUUGUGUUUGCAUCUCGAUGUGAAAAUGGCGUGAGGUUGCUGAAAUUCGCUGAUCAGAACCGACUGCUUGUCAAUCGCAGUUCACCACAGGUAAUCAUGUUCUUCGCAGUUUGGAUGGCCCAUGGGACGGAGCAUGUCCUCAUUCUAACAAAACUGAAGGUUUACCUCUCAUCCGCGCCACAAAUGUCCCCUCCUAGACGUCUAGAUGUGGCAUAA